Messenger RNA from Adineta ricciae, 1212 nucleotides. NCBI's taxonomy places the organism in Eukaryota, Metazoa, Rotifera, Eurotatoria, Adinetida, Adinetidae. The record is from the annotation of a GenBank genome assembly.
AUGGAUACAAAUUCAACAUUCUCGAUUCCUCAACAAUACACAACAAAUGAAACCAACGGUCAGACAAAAGCAACUACACAGCACUUAUUCGUUAUUCACUGUUUAAGUAUUUAUGCACUUGUACUCAUCAUCGUCGGCACCACAGGAAAUCUUUUAACAAUCAUCGUGUCAUUACGACGUCAUCUUCGUCGUUUUGUUACUGUACGCUACUUGAUCUUCGUCAGCAUAUGUGAUAUCAUAUCCUUGUAUGGAUGGAAUUUGAACAAUUUCUACAAAUUUCACGUUAGUCCGAAUCAAAGCAAUAUUGAAGAUAUUUCACUUGUUCAUUGCCGAGUUAUAUCCUUCAUGACAUUCGUAGCUUUGCAGUUGUCGAGUUGGUGUUUAACAGCAGUGAGCUUAGAUCGAGCAUUGAAUCUUUACUGGCCACAAUGGAAACGAUUGUACGGACGAAUAAGAUACACAAAAUAUUAUAUUUUCAUUUUGACAUCAAUUUGCGUUGCAUUGAAUAGUCAUGUUCUCGUUUUAAAUGGUUACCGAACGUCAUCCGGUCGUGUAACGUGCUAUUCUACGAGUACGAAUCCGGAUUAUAUCUAUCCGCAAUGGGAACGUGUUCAUCUCGUUCUUUACAAUCUCUGUCCAUUCGCGAUUAUGUUCAUUUGUAAUACAUACAUUAUCUUUGUUACCGUUCGAUCAAGUCGUGCACAAAAUGAUCCACGGUCGUCGAAGUUUCAGCGGAAAAGUGCCGAAAGAUAUCGGCAGUUCACCGCACUCCUCAUUCUUGUUACAUUUGCAUUUGUUAUAUUGACUUUACCAGCUUGUAUAUAUUUUGUAUUUUUUCGUAAUUACUUCGUCUACAAAACGCAACGUUCGUAUCGUUUUAUGAUCCAAGUUUUACUUAAUUCGAUUCAAUUCACAUCACAUGGUAUCAACUUUUUUCUUUAUUGCUUUUCAGCGAAAAGUUUCCGGCAUGAAUUACAUGGAAUGUUUCACGAACUCGUAUCCGCUUGUCGAUGCAGAUGUCGAUGGACAACGAAAGAAACGCGAGUGAAUAAUUAUCAAAUACGACAGUAUAUUGAAAAUCUCGAAAACAUACGAAUAUCACCGAGUCGCCCAUUGUAUCGUGAUCCAGACGUACAAAUGAGUCCCUAUCAAUUGAAGUUCUUCUCAGAAUUCAAACCAAGCAGUGACAAAAGUCCGAAUGGGCUGUCGUAG